AUUUGGAGUGGAUUAUGAAAUGGAAGAAAAGCCUCAGUCUCUUGAAGACCUAACAGUGGAGCAGGUUCAAGAUGAUGUGGAAAUAGAACCUGGUGAACAGACAGAUGCUUUUGUGGCUUACUUUGCUGAUGAAAACAAGACAGACAUUUGGGCAGACAAGAGCACAAGCUUUUUGCUCCCUCCCUUCCCCAAGUAUUUGCAAAAUGGAUUCCCAGAGGGAACUGACUGAAGAACUCAGACUUUACCAAUCCACCCUUCUUCAGGAUGGCCUCAAAGAACUCCUGGAAGAGAAAAAAUUCGUAGAUUGCUCCCUAAAAGCUGGUGACAGAAGUCUGCCUUGCCACAGAUUGAUUCUGUCAGCAUGUAGCCCUUAUUUUCGUGAGUAUUUCUUAUCUGAGCAAAAUGAAGAGAAAAAGAAGGAGGUAGUUCUAGAUAACGUUGACCCCAACAUCCUGGAUAUGAUUGUCAAAUACCUUUAUUCAGCAACUAUUGAUCUUAAUGAUUCUAACGUGCAAGAUAUUUUUGCUUUGGCCAGCCGCUUCCAGAUCCCUUCUGUAUUCACCGUGUGUGUCUCCUAUCUUCAGAAGAGGCUUGCUGUCGGUAACUGUCUGGCUAUCCUUCGAUUAGGUGUUCUGCUUGAUUGCCCAAGACUUGCGUUUUCUGCCCGUGAUUUUGUUUCAGAUCAUUUUGUGCAGAUCUGCAAAGAAGAAGACUUCCUGCAGCUUGCACCAAACGAACUUAUCUCCGUUAUUUCACCUGACAGCUUAAAUGUAGAGAAGGAAGAACUGGUAUUUGAAGCAGUGAUGAGAUGGGUCCGGUCAGACAAGGAGAACAGAGUAAAGAGCCUAGGAGAAGUUUUUGACUGCAUACGUUUUCGUCUUAUGCCAGAAAAAUAUUUCAAAGAACAUGUUGAGAAGGACGAUAUAAUUAAAAGCAACUCAGAUCUUCAGAAAAAAGUAAAGAUUAUUAAGGAUGCUUAUGCUGGAAAACUGCCUGACUCCAGCACAAAUAAAGAAAAAUCGAACAAAGGGGAAGUGAAUGGUGAUGUAGGAGAUGAAGAUUUACUGCCGGGCUACCUAAAUGACCUUCCCAGGCACGGCAUGUUUGUCAAAGACCUAAUUCUCCUGGUUAAUGACACUGCUGCAGUAGCUUAUGAUCCUCUUGAAAAUGAAUGCUACCUGGCAGCCCUGGCAGAACAGAUUCCCAGAAACCAUUCCAGUAUAGUCACCAAACAAAAUCAGGUCUACAUUGUUGGAGGACUGUAUGUGGAAGAGGAGAACAAAGAUCAGCCUUUCCAAUCAUACUUCUUUCAGCUGGAUAGCAUUGCUGGUGAGUGGGUUGCCCUUCCUCCACUGCCGUCAGCCAGGUGUCUCUUCGGGCUGGGAGAGUCAGACGACAAGAUCUAUGUAAUUGCAGGCAAGGACCUUCGCAAUGAGGAGUCUCUAGAUUCAGUAUUGUGCUAUGACCCUGUGGGAAUGAAAUGGGGUGAGAUCAAAAAACUACCCAUCAAAGUAUAUGGCCAUGCUACCAUCUCAAACAAUGGAUUGAUAUAUUGUCUCGGUGGAAAAACUGAUGAUAAAAAAUGUACUAAUAGAGUAUUUGUAUACAAUCCAAAGAAAGGAGACUGGAGAGACCUGGCUCCAAUGAAAGUGGCUCGCUCAAUGUUUGGAACAGCCAUCCAUAAAGGCAAGAUUUUCAUUGCUGGUGGUGUCACUGAAGAAGGCCUUACUUCAUCUGUUGAAGCUUUUGAUCUGACCACAAAUAAGUGGGAGAUUGUGCCUGAAUUUCCCCAGGAGCGAAGUUCCAUCAGUUUAGUCACCUUAAGUGGAUCUUUGUAUGCCAUUGGAGGUUUUGCAAUGAUUCAGCUUGAAUCUAAAGAAUUUGCACCCAAUGAAGUCACUGACAUAUGGAAGUAUGAUGAUGAAAAGAAGGAAUGGGUUGGCAUUCUGAAAGAGAUCCGAUAUGCAACUGGAGCAUCCUGCUUGGCUACACGUUUAAAUCUCUUCAAGCUGUCAAAACUGUAAACAAAAUGCUGGAAAAUUUGAUAUGAUGCGGGAGUUUUCAUAGGCUCUUCUGAAUUUGUUGCAUGUAAAGUCUCCAGAUUGUUCAGAGUUUUGUAGCAGCAUACUAGUUAUACAGAUAACUGUUAAACAGUUAAUCUGUCUGUCCAAGUCUUAAGGUAUUUACUAGCUAAUCAAUAAGAAGUUAAUUUUUGCUAGCCUUUAAAAUCCUGAAGAACUCUAAUUAAUGUUAUUAGAAUAAAUGAAGAUUUCUACUCAAUGGAAAAUAAAACUAGUUAGCUAUCCUUAUUCUCAGUCCAGGACAGUGGUGGCUGAUCUGUAAACAGUGCUCAAGAAUUAAUAGAUUGUUAAAUUAAAUACAACUAGUAGGUGCUGAUUUUAUUCUAACCAGCUGUUUGUAAAGUCUGAUUUCUCCCUUCAACAGUGUAUGCAACUCCUGCAUUCUUCAGUCAUAUUUUGAAGAUGUUUUCAAUGGAGCCUUCUAAAAAUAAUUAAUUUAGCCUGGAACUGAAAUGCAUAUUGAAAACAGAAGCACCAACCUUAGCCAGAGCUGAGUGGGCAGCUGUGAGGUAAAAAAGAGAAUUUUACAGGGGUAAUAGCUUUGCCUAUUAUGUUUUGGUUUCUCGAAGGUUCUCUUUUUUUUUUUCUUUUUUCUUUUUUUCUUUUUUUUAAUGCUUUUGUAUUUAUUUCCAAAGCAAUUAUUUAAUGGAAAGUUUUCUCAGAGAUCUGAUGUCAUUAGUAAGAUUCAUGAAAAAUGCUAGAACAGUUGAUCACCAGUAAGCACCUAUCUAAGAAAUAAUCGAUGCAUUUUAAUGUUUAAACAUUAAACCAGUAACAAUUAAACUUUGUUUUUAAUGCUGUUAAAAUUUCA
Molecule: messenger RNA, 2892 nt
Organism: Coturnix japonica (Japanese quail)
Lineage: Eukaryota; Metazoa; Chordata; Aves; Galliformes; Phasianidae
Gene: KLHL41
Product: kelch like family member 41
Biological process (GO): regulation of myoblast differentiation; regulation of myoblast proliferation; regulation of skeletal muscle cell differentiation
Cellular component (GO): M band; cytoskeleton; sarcoplasmic reticulum membrane
Molecular function (GO): protein binding
Source: RefSeq, a predicted model, not a curated record